Molecule: messenger RNA, 1644 nt
Organism: Nelumbo nucifera (sacred lotus)
Lineage: Eukaryota; Viridiplantae; Streptophyta; Magnoliopsida; Proteales; Nelumbonaceae
Product: hydroxyproline O-galactosyltransferase HPGT3-like
Cellular component (GO): Golgi membrane
Molecular function (GO): galactosyltransferase activity
Source: RefSeq, a predicted model, not a curated record
GCGGAUGUCUGUCUGACCGGCCCCAGAAGUAACCACCGCGCUCAGAGACAAGAGUUGUCGGGGCUUUCUCUCCUCGUUUAUUUUCCCUGAUUAAUUCAAUUUCUAAAUCUUAGAACCAAAAUUUUGAUUUCUUCACAGAUCAAUCGGUCGAUCUCGUUUUUCCUCUGGAGAAAUCUGUUAAUGGAUAACAGCCCCCCCUUCCGGGAGAGCUUAGCGACUACGAUGAAGCACGAAAAGAAAUGGAAGUCGAAAUCGUUGCAGACGAGCAAAAGCUCACUCGUUAUGGUCUUGUUGUCUUCCAUCGCUUGGCUCUACAUUGCUGGCCGGUUGUGGCAAGAUGCAGAAAACAGAACCUUACUGGCCAACCUUCUUCAGAAGAAGUCUGCCCAGACACCCAAAGUCCUCACAGUUGAGGAUAAGCUAAUGAUCCUAGGAUGCAAAGAUUUGGCAAGGAGGACCGUGGAGGCUGAGAUGGACUUGACGAUGGCGAAGAGUCAAGGGUACUUAAGGAAUCAGUUGCAGCAAAGUGGGUCUGGUUCUGGGCAAAAGCUUCUCGCCGUUAUUGGGGUAUAUACUGGAUUUGGUAGUCGCUUGACGCGGAACAUAUUCAGAAGCUCUUGGAUGCCGAGAGGUGACGCCUUGAAAAAACUUGAGGGCAGAGGGGUGGUGAUACGAUUCGUAAUUGGUCGGAGUGCUAAUCGAGGUGAUAGCUUAGAUCGUAGUAUUGAUGAGGAAAAUCGGCAGAUGAAGGAUUUCUUGAUCCUUGAUGGUCAUGAGGAGGCUCAAGAAGAGUUGCCAAAGAAAGCAAAGUUCUUCUUCAGUGCAGCAGUUGAAAAUUGGGAUGCAGAGUUCUAUGUUAAAGUCGAUGACAACUUCAACAUUGACCUUGAGGGGUUGAUUGAAAUGCUUGAAACUCGCCGUGGUCAGGACAGUGCUUAUAUUGGGUGCAUGAAGUCAGGGGAUGUUAUAAGUGAUGAGGGAAGGCCAUGGUAUGAACCAGAAUGGUGGAAAUUUGGAGAUCAGAAGAAGUAUUUCAGACAUGCAAGUGGUUCUCUACUUAUACUAUCUAAGAACUUGGCUAAAUAUAUUAACAUAAACAGCGUAUCAUUAAAGACAUAUUCUCAUGAUGAUAUAUCUGUUGGAUCAUGGAUGAUGGGCCUGGAAGCAACUUACAUUGAUGAUACUCGUCUUUGCUGCAGUGGCUAUGGACAAGACAAGUUGUGCUCCAUGGCUUGAGCAGUGGAUGAUGCUCAUCAAAUUUUGGGGUGAAUCUUCAUUAAUCAACAUUCAUGUCUUCUAACUUCUUAGUGGAUGGUUCACUUGGGUCGUCAAGAAAUUAUAAAUGAGAUGUGUUUGGAAUUCAUAGCAUUCAUGUUCAUGGCAUGGACAAAAACAGCGAGGGGUUUAUCAAAAUCUACGAAUUGGAGUCUAUUUCCUUGGGAAAAGCAGUGGGAAAACAACGUUGUUUCAUCUGGAUGCUGGAGAUGGUAGAUUUUUUAUGACGUCCUACCAAACUCCAUAUGGUGUUCUUGUAUUGCAGGAUUUAUAUAUGCUCUCAUCAAGUCAGAACCAGUAGAAUUGCUACUCACAGAAGUAGUUUUAACUUUUAACAUGCACAAAAAGUCAAUAUAUCUGGAUUCAACA